GUGUCCCAUCCAUCCCAGCUGGAUUUAACAGACCAACCUGUGCACAUCAGCUGUUUUCUAAUAGAAACAUAAUCAGUGUAAACUUUUAAACAUGUGGAUGCUUGGCUAAUUGCGUAAAAAGGCGCACACGUCUGGAUGCUGCACUAAUAACCCGGACUGAAACCUUCUUCGUUUUUUUUUUUAAAUAAUUUGUUUCUUUUGGAUCAGCUUUACACGUGCUGCGCUGCUUAUUGAAAAUAAGCUUUUAAUUUUAGUCCUGAGUGAUGGCUGGCUCUGCUGCGCGCGCACCGGACAGCCAGUGUUUCCUCUUUGACGGUAAUAAAAGUGGCACGACUUACCCACGCUGAACAUCAGCGAAGAGGACGCGGCGUGGUGGAGGGUCUCCUGGUUCUUUGAUAUAGCAGGGUUUUUUUUUGUGACAGUCGCUGUGCUCGUCUUGUUAUGCCUCCCAGCUGUGAAGAUGACAGAUGUCGCCGCUCACACUUUGACAGACGGCACCAGCAGCUCCGCGCGCCUCUCCGAUGAAUCUGGACUUUUCUUCUCGACCGAAGAAAAUGAUUCACAACCACCUGUUCUCCUCAGAGGGGACUUCUGUUGUCUGGGCUGUACUUCUGACUCAGUCAG
Molecule: messenger RNA, 624 nt
Organism: Austrofundulus limnaeus
Lineage: Eukaryota; Metazoa; Chordata; Actinopteri; Cyprinodontiformes; Rivulidae
Product: neuronal acetylcholine receptor subunit alpha-2
Biological process (GO): monoatomic ion transmembrane transport
Cellular component (GO): postsynaptic membrane
Molecular function (GO): transmembrane signaling receptor activity; acetylcholine-gated monoatomic cation-selective channel activity
Source: RefSeq, a predicted model, not a curated record